AUGCAAAAGCUCAAGUCCGCUCUUCGCCGAAGAAGGGAGUCUGGUUCCACCGACCUUUCGGAAGGGACGCAUCAUUAUGGCGAGACAGGCUCACCUCGUCGUCCGCGCCGCAUGUCGGUUCACUCCAAACCUGCUCCACAGGCUGCCGGCCGCAGCCGACCUCUGAGCUCGGCAGACGAUUCACGUCGCUUGGGCAACCCACUAGCAGCAGCAGCACCCGGAGCGUCGCAUGCGCCCAGAUUACAGCCAACUGGUCUCAACCAUGCUGAGGCCAGUUCCCAAGAGGCUAUUCCAGGGCCUAUGGCGAAGGACUACAAUACCUACAUUGCCGCACUUUCUCCCAAAUCCGGCAACGAAAGCGAAUACCAAACGACGCGAGGUAAUGACAGGCGUGCAGUAAGCGGACAGAACCAAAGACAGCAUGAAGAUGACCUGGCCGAUCGGAACACCUACCGGCAGAGAGCAUCGAUGGACGCUGCCACCAGAAAACCAUUACCAGCACUACCUCUAAACACCUCUAACUUGAUUUUAGACUCCGUAACUUCAAAACCAGCCCCAUUGCAAACAUUGCCAAACAAAGGCAAAACUGUCGGAUCUGCAGUCAGUGCAGCGCCGUCCAGCACGCCGGCAGGAGACUAUGUCGUUAGCCGUGACGUAGCGACGAACGGGGGACGCGUUGACGGUAUUUUGCUCCGCACAGAUGGUUUAGACCACGACAAAAGUCAUUACAGACGGUCGGAUUGGCCGUUGCAGCCUUCGCAUGAUGAAGGCGCAGAUUUCCAACCAGCCAUUGUGGACGGGCACCAUGAAAGCGAAGAGCAGAGACAGCUGCGUCUUAAGGGUGUUGUGGAUCUUAGGAACACGAUAGAUACGGACGCAGACGUCCAUUGGACUCCAGCUGUCACACACGAACUCAUCAAACCCCACAAGCACGAAGUUAUCCAACACAAGAUUUAUCGCGAAAUCCACAACUACGAAAUGUACCACCGCAUCCAGCCUGUUAUUCACACCGAAGUCCUGCCACCAAGGCAUUGGAUACCAAACCCGAACGGUGAAGGUCUCAUAGAGAUUUCUGCAGAAGAAUUGCCUGCACGCACUGGCGACAACAGAUGGUGGUCAAUAGUGCAGCACGAACCCGCGCCCAUCACAUACGAACGAGAGUGGCGAACUCAGCCACAAAUUAUUAAAGGCAAAUCAACCAUGACCGCUGAAGGUUUCAAGCGCAAAGAAACAACAAUCUUGCACCCACCGACACUGGCGAGCUUGUCUGGCUAUGAUGGACUAGUGCAGCCGGUACACUUCGACCACAAGACAGGAGAGCGAUGGUGGGGUGAGAUCACGACGAUGGAUAUGGUAGAGGAGCAAUCCAGUCGUCCACCCCAUUCGGAGACGCCCCUUGAUGUCGAUGGGCUCGCGCAGGCUUUACCCAAAGUGCCUUCCAGCCCAUCGCAGAAGCGCAAACCAAUUCCUGCCAACAGCGCAAGUGGGGUGUAUUAA
Messenger RNA from Dothidotthia symphoricarpi CBS 119687, 1497 nucleotides. RefSeq lists its product as uncharacterized. NCBI's taxonomy places the organism in Eukaryota, Fungi, Ascomycota, Dothideomycetes, Pleosporales, Dothidotthiaceae. The transcript has 5 exons. The record is from RefSeq and is a predicted model, not a curated record. Bases 1 to 1497 code for a protein of 498 amino acids.